Hyaena hyaena (striped hyena) is the source of this 3813-nucleotide messenger RNA. It is a transcript of the gene EFR3B, whose product is annotated as EFR3 homolog B. Lineage: Eukaryota; Metazoa; Chordata; Mammalia; Carnivora; Hyaenidae. The coding region runs from base 34 to 2598 and encodes 854 amino acids. Gene Ontology annotation, biological process: protein localization to plasma membrane. The transcript is spliced from 24 exons. Gene Ontology annotation, cellular component: plasma membrane. The record is from RefSeq and is a predicted model, not a curated record.
GCCGGCGGCCGCCAUCCGCCGCCCCGGCUGUGAAUGAAAGGCAGGCGCCGCCGGCGCUGGCUGCAGGCGACUCGGCGACGCGGCCUCCCAGGAGGCGCUCGCCCCGCGGAGAUGUACGGUGUGUGUGGCUGCUGCGGCGCUCUACGCCCCAGGUACAAGAGGCUGGUUGACAACAUCUUCCCUGAGGAUCCCGAGGAUGGCUUGGUGAAGACCAACAUGGAGAAGCUGACCUUCUACGCCCUUUCGGCUCCAGAAAAACUGGACCGAAUUGGUGCCUACCUCUCCGAGAGGCUCAUCCGCGAUGUGGGUCGUCAUCGAUACGGGUACGUGUGCAUCGCCAUGGAGGCCCUGGACCAGCUGCUCAUGGCCUGCCACUGUCAGAGCAUCAACCUCUUCGUGGAGAGCUUCCUUAAGAUGGUGGCCAAGCUGCUAGAGUCGGAGAAGCCUAACCUGCAGAUCCUUGGCACCAACUCGUUUGUGAAGUUUGCCAACAUCGAGGAGGACACCCCGUCCUAUCACCGGAGCUAUGACUUCUUUGUAUCCCGCUUCAGUGAAAUGUGCCACUCCAGCCACGAUGACAUGGAAAUCAAGACCAAAAUCAGAAUGUCAGGCAUCAAAGGUCUGCAAGGGGUGGUGAGGAAGACGGUGAACGACGAAUUGCAGGCCAACAUCUGGGACCCGCAGCACAUGGACAAAAUUGUCCCGUCACUGCUUUUCAAUCUGCAGCAUGUAGAGGAGGCAGAGAGCCGCUCUCCUUCGCCCCUCCAAGCGCCAGAAAAGGAGAAAGAGAACCCAGCGGAGCUGGCCGAGAGGUGCCUUCGGGAGCUGCUGGGCCGGGCCGCCUUUGGCAACAUCAAAAAUGCCAUCAAGCCUGUUCUCAUCCAUCUAGACAACCACUGUCUUUGGGAACCCAAGGUGUUCGCCAUCCGUUGCUUUAAAAUCAUCAUGUACUCGAUUCAGCCGCAGCACUCCCACCUGGUUAUCCAGCAGCUCCUGAGCCACCUGGAUGCCAACAGCCGCAGCGCGGCCACGGUGCGGGCGGGCAUCGUGGAGGUCCUGUCGGAAGCUGCCGUCAUCGCUGCCACCGGCUCUGUCGGGCCCACGGUGCUGGAGAUGUUCAACACUCUGCUGAGGCAGCUGCGGCUCAGCAUCGACUACGCCCUGACCGGGAGCUACGACGGGGCGCUCAGCCUGGGCACCAAGAUCAUCAAGGAGCACGAAGAGCGCAUGUUCCAGGAGGCCGUCAUCAAGACCAUAGGGUCCUUUGCCAGCACGUUGCCCACUUACCAGCGCUCCGAGGUGAUCCUCUUCAUCAUGAGCAAGGUCCCACUGCCUUCCCUGCAUCAUCCCAUAGACACGGGAAAGACCGGAGAGAACAGGAACCGGCUGACGCAGAUUAUGCUGCUGAAAUCCCUCCUUCAGGUGUCCACAGGUUUCCAGUGCAACAACAUGAUGUCGGCCCUGCCCAGCAACUUCCUCGACCGCCUUCUCUCCACCACCCUCAUGGAGGACGCAGAGAUCCGUCUCUUUGUUCUAGAGAUUCUCAUCAGCUUCAUUGAUCGUCACGGCAACCGCCACAAGUUCUCUACCAUCAGUACCCUCAGCGACAUCUCUGUCCUGAAGCUGAAAGUGGACAAGUGCUCCCGACAGGACACCGUCUUCAUGAAGAAGCACUCCCAGCAGCUCUACAGACACAUCUACCUGAGCUGUAAGGAGGAGACGAACAUACAGAAGCACUACGAGGCGCUCUACGGCUUGCUGGCGCUCAUCAGCAUUGAGCUGGCCAACGAGGAAGUGGUAGUGGACCUCAUCCGCCUGGUGCUGGCUGUUCAGGACGUGGCCCAGGUCAAUGAAGAGAACCUGCCUGUGUACAACCGCUGUGCCCUCUACGCGCUGGGCGCUGCCUACCUGAACCUCAUCAGCCAGCUCACAACGGUCCCUGCCUUCUGCCAGCACAUCCAUGAGGUGAUAGAGACCAGGAAGAAAGAGGCUCCGUACAUGCUCCCCGAGGACGUGUUUGUGGAGAGGCCUAGGCUGUCUCAGAACCUUGAUGGAGCAGUGAUUGAGCUCCUCUUCCGCCAGAGCAAGAUCAGUGAGGUCCUAGGGGGCAGCGGCUACAACUCAGACAGACUCUGCCUGCCCUACAUCCCUCAGCUGACAGAUGAGGAUCGCUUAUCCAAGAGGAAGAGCAUUGGAGAAACCAUUUCCCUGCAGGUGGAGGUGGAAUCCAGAAACAGCCCUGAGAAGGAGGAGCGAGUGCCUGCCGAGGAGAUCACCUAUGAGACGCUGAAGAAGGCCAUUGUGGACAGCGUGGCAGUCGAGGAGCAGGAACGUGAACGGCGGCGACAGGUGGUGGAGAAGUUCCAGAAGGCACCUUUUGAGGAGAUUGCGGCACACUGCGGGGCCCGGGCAUCGCUGCUGCAGAGCAAACUCAAUCAGAUCUUUGAAAUCACCAUCCGCCCCCCGCCGAGCCCAUCAGGCACCAUCACCGCAGCCUACGGCCAGCCUCAGAACCACUCCAUCCCAGUCUACGAGAUGAAGUUUCCGGAUCUAUGCCUCCUUACCAAAGAAGGAGCCCAAGCAGGUGAGAAGAACUGAAAAAGCCCUCACUCAGAUGCUGUCCUCUGUCCAGCCUCCUAGACAAGUCUAAACGGAUGAACAGUGAAAAGGUGGGGCUGGGACCAUCCACAGUGCUUGAGAAGUAUGAGGAUCGUAUACAUUCUGCCCUUUGCCCUGGGUGUUCUGGGUCCCCUGGGACAUGUUUCAGUUGGCCUGAGAAUCACAGCAGUCUUGGGGUACCAUUAAACAGCUCAAAGGCCAGACCUCUGGGCUGCUUUGGGGGCCCCUGGGUCAUGAUAGCUUCCGGUUGCUAUUGUGUGGUCCCCAGGCCUUCUGACCUGGGCACAGAAAGUGUCGCUGGGAAGUGAGGCCAUUUCUCCCAAUCCUUCUCUGUGACCAUAAAAUGGCAGCCGGCCCAUGGGGGUCUGUGUGAAAGGACUAGACCUGUGUGUAAGGCUGAGUAUGAAGUUUAAAGGCAGACAGGGAGGACACCUCAUCAGAGUAGGUCAUGCUGCUUCCCCUAACCCACAGACCCUGGCAGGCAGAUCUUGCCGAAACAAGGCAUCUUCCUGGUGUCUGAGGAGAUUUUGGGCCAUGUACUGCUUCUUCAUCCCCUAGAAAUCUGGUUAGAGUGACCCAAGGUCUGAAGAUUGUGGAAGGCUGGUCACACGGCCUGGCCAGCCGGGGAAGUGGGGAGGAGACAGGGACUGUGAGCUCUGUGGCCUGUUGGGGUCCGAAGGCAGUUUUCUGUGCUCUCCUUUAACAUCGGCGGGGUUGACCAGGUCUUUUCUCCUUUGGAGGACCUUGGGGCCUCGGACCGUCACCUUCCCCUUCUGAGCUCUUCCUCCAUGAAUGUCAGUUCUGACCUGUGGAGUGCAGAGCGGUAAAUCCACAAAUGCUGCAGCAUUACACAUAUUGUAACGUGUCUGCAUCCAUGUAGACCUUCAUGACCUGGCUGAGAGUGUUACGUGCCCACCUGCACACGUGUGUGUAAUGUAGUUCAUAGUUGACCAUAUAUGUACAUAACAGCUGAAUUAUUUAUAUGGGAGUGCAGAAUUAGUGCCUGUGGCAGUGUUCUGUAUUUUAAACUCAUUGAAUCAAAUUAGUUUUAUUUUAAGGAAGGGGAAAGAAGAUUGGGUUGGGGGGGUGUAGGAAGAAGGACUAUUAGCAAGAUCAUUCUUUAGGAUUAUUAGUCAUGGUUUCUCAGUGAGUCUUCGGGAUGCCCUUUUCAAAUAAAUGUUAAUGUUGUCACCA